GAGAGAGAGUAUCAGUGUGUGUAUCUGUGUGUGUGUUUCAUUCCGACCAUCAAGAUAAGUUGCGUGUCACGUAACUUGUGUUUCGUCUGCACGGUUUCAUUCGUUUGAUGUUUAUUUUAGGUUAAUAUUUAAAUGAUGGAGUCAUCAAGUAGAUCUUUAUGAAGAGAUCCAUCCCAUAAUUAGGACUUAUGAUGUAGUGUCUCUUUAUGACUUACAGUUCCUCCUCCUCCUCCUCAGCUAUUGGCUGCUGAGCAGAUCAACUUGAGCUCCUCCUCCUCCUUCAGGCCGGUCCUCACCCAGCUCCCUCCUCCUCCUCCUCCUCCUCCUCCGGCCUGGUACCCUCUCACCCAGCAGGGCGGAGCCCAGGGGCUUCUGGGUAACAUUGGAGAACGAGACUGGCCUUCAUCCCUCUCCUCCUCCUCCUCAGCUUCAUCCCUCCCUCCUCUUCCUCCCCCGAUGGUUCCCAUCUUCAAGAACAAGUGUCCGUCGCGCCUUGUGAACGUGGCACUGCUGCGCCUCCAGAAGCAAAGGAAGCAGCUGAUUGGAGGAGGAGGAGGACGAGGAGGAGGGGGGAGGGUGACCCUACCAGCCGUCUGGAUGAAGACCUCCGCCGCUGCCUCGUCUUCAUCAGUUUCUUCUUUGCCCGCCGCGCCGCCCCGACCUCUUCCUCCUCCGUUACUGGCUCCUCGCUUCCACCGGCGGCCCAAACCCCUCAGCCUCAGUCCUGCACCCAAGUCCAGACCCGGGUUCCUCCUGGCUCCAGAGACCGAGACCACCAAACCCAAGUCCAGACCCGGGUUCCUCCUGGCUCCAGAGACCGAGACCACCAAACCCAAGUCCAUCUCAGACAGAACUCCAGGCCCUCCACCUCCUGAGACCUCCAUGCAGGAGGCCUCCAGCCGGAGAGUUGAGUUUGAGUCAAAGCCGAAGAAACCUCGAUCGGCGGUCCGAGACGUGGACGUGGGCCAGAUGGCGAGAAGCAGCCAGCUGUCCAAGGUGAACUCGGCCACGUUGCUGUCCUGGUUGAAGGGAAGAGGAGUUCUCGUCAGCACCAAACACCGGAAGGAGGAGCUGAUGCUGAAGGUCAUGAGCUGUCUGGCCGAGGCCUGAGACACACACACACACACACACACACACACACACAGUGUAUACCUCAUAGAUCCGUAUGUGAGGGUUUCAUGUUUCAUGUCCGUCUCUGUCAGUCUGAAUCCGAUGAGUUCUCUCAUCUUCGUUAAUUGAGACGCUGAAGAUUUGGACGGGGGGGGGGGGGUUGAACCUUAUGUUAUCCACCAUAUACUUCUACAGAGACUGUUUUGUAUUUUACAACCAAUAUGUUCUUAUUUAUUCAGCAGCUGCUGGUUUGUUGUUCAAUAAUGUACAAUUGUAUUUAUAUGCUGAAGUUCUAUGGAAAAAAUAUAUUUGAGCCUUUAUUGUGUUAACUAACAUCUGAAGUCAGGAGUUCUUUUUGUGUUCUUCAGGUUGUUUAGACAGCUGCUUUACACACACACACACACACACACACACGCAGAUGUUUCCAGUCCUCCACGCAUUAGUUUAGAGAUGCCAUGAGUAAAUUGCUUAAACCUCCAGAAUGUUUUAGUGGAAUUAUUCCCAUCAUGCUCCAGUCAGCAGGGUGUGUAUAUAUGUGUGUGUUUGUGUGUGUGUUUGUGUGUGUGUUAAUGAUGCAUAACAUAGUUGACGUUACAGUUUGAAAAGCAGACCAGAUCCACUUCUUCCAUUCAUACCUUUCACAAUAAAAGCCCGAGACAAACACACGGUCACCGUGUCCAGCCAGUAUGUUCUCUAUCGAUGACAGGAGAACAAGGAACACGUUUCCUCAGCAAUACAAAUGAAAGAAACUCGUCAUAAAGAUUGUCGUUGUCGUGGUUACACAUGCGACAGGAAGUGAACUUUGAACAGAAAAACCUUGAGGUCUUAUUGUGAAAGAACUCGUCUCUGUUUAUAGUAAUGUCUAUAAAUUACGUUAGAAUCGGCCCCUUCUCUUGGUGUGUGUGUGUCUGUGUGUGUGUGUGUGUCCUCCACCAAUCCGUCUUCCUGGGAAAGAGGCUAAAAACAAAUCUGAAGUGUCUAUAAAAAUAAAGAGAUGAAAUGUUCUUUA
This is a messenger RNA of Pseudoliparis swirei, 2119 nucleotides long. RefSeq lists its product as uncharacterized. The record is from RefSeq and is a predicted model, not a curated record. The transcript has 3 exons. Lineage: Eukaryota; Metazoa; Chordata; Actinopteri; Perciformes; Liparidae. Bases 457 to 1110 code for a protein of 217 amino acids.